This is a messenger RNA of Pelobates fuscus (common spadefoot toad), 1730 nucleotides long. RefSeq names its product DDB1 and CUL4 associated factor 7 (gene DCAF7). The transcript has 7 exons. NCBI's taxonomy places the organism in Eukaryota, Metazoa, Chordata, Amphibia, Anura, Pelobatidae. Gene Ontology annotation, molecular function: protein binding. The coding region runs from base 82 to 1110 and encodes 342 amino acids. Gene Ontology annotation, cellular component: nucleus. The record is from RefSeq and is a predicted model, not a curated record.
GACGCGCCUGCGCAUGCGCAGUGGGUGUAGUGCGCUGCUCAGUGAUUGUGUCCCGGUAACGGUGUGCAGUGCUGCUUCGCGAUGUCCCUGCACGGGAAACGGAAGGAGAUCUACAAGUACGAGGCGCCAUGGACCGUGUACGCCAUGAACUGGAGCGUGAGGCCGGACAAGAGGUUCCGCCUGGCUCUGGGGAGCUUUGUGGAGGAAUAUAACAAUAAGGUGCAGCUAGUGGGUCUGGAUGAAGAGAGUUCUGAAUUUAUCUGCAGGAACACGUUUGACCACCCGUAUCCAACUACAAAGCUCAUGUGGAUUCCUGAUACCAAAGGAGUAUACCCCGACCUUCUGGCCACUAGUGGAGACUACCUACGUGUUUGGAGGGUCGGAGAAACAGAAACUCGUCUUGAAUGCCUGCUGAACAACAACAAGAAUUCAGACUUUUGUGCUCCCCUCACAUCUUUUGAUUGGAAUGAAGUUGAUCCAAACUUGUUGGGCACAUCAAGUAUUGACACCACUUGCACCAUCUGGGGUUUGGAGACUGGGCAGGUGCUUGGCAGAGUCAACCUGGUGUCUGGGCAUGUGAAAACACAGCUUAUUGCCCACGACAAGGAGGUCUAUGAUAUCGCGUUCAGCCGUGCAGGAGGGGGGCGAGACAUGUUUGCUUCUGUAGGAGCAGAUGGGUCUGUCCGAAUGUUUGACCUGCGACAUCUGGAGCACAGCACCAUUAUUUAUGAAGAUCCUCAACACCAUCCCCUUCUCAGAUUGUGCUGGAAUAAGCAGGAUCCCAACUACCUUGCAACCAUGGCUAUGGAUGGGAUGGAGGUGGUUAUUCUGGAUGUUCGUGUUCCCUGCACACCAGUGGCCAGAUUAAACAACCACCGUGCAUGUGUAAAUGGAAUUGCCUGGGCACCCCAUUCUUCAUGCCACAUCUGUACUGCAGCGGAUGAUCAUCAGGCAUUAAUCUGGGACAUUCAGCAGAUGCCACGGGCAAUCGAGGAUCCAAUCCUGGCUUACACAGCUGAAGGCGAGAUCAAUAACGUGCAGUGGGCAAGCACUCAGCCAGACUGGAUUGCCAUUUGUUAUAACAACUGCCUGGAAAUCCUCCGAGUCUGAUUUAUUUAUUCCAAAAUGAUUUUACCCCCAAUCCUCCUGUCACAACCCUUCCUGAAUUUUUAUACAGUCAGACUUAUUUUUUUGGUUUUCCCCUCCUGACCUCCAUUGUUCCCUUACACUGGUCACUAUUGGACUUAGGGAUUUUGUCAAUAACAAGUGCUAAAAUAGUGCUACCAGCAUUGAGAGCCCUGUUGUUUCUUCAGGGUGUGUUUGAUAUCAUACAAGCCAUUCCCUUUGUGUAUAACUAAAUUAGCACCAUGCAAUAAAAAAACCCAUACUCUUCAGCCUAAACUAGGAAGAAAUGGGAUUUUUAUAUGCUUUCUUAUUUUUCAAUCUUUUUUUUUUCCACUUUUUUCCUCCAAUGUAGACCCGCUAACUGUAUCCUGUCUCUUAUUGAUGUUUUGAUAGUAAUAAUUGGAGGAUGGGAGGGGGUGUGGUAAUUGCUUGCAGGCUGUAACUUUUGUGUUGUGAUCAUGCCUGUGUAUACUUAUAUUUUGUGUGUAUUUGUAGCGCUCAUGUGCUGUUUCCAAGGGUCAUCAAUGCCCACUUUAAAAGACUUUCCCCUUUGUCUCCAAACUUGGCUUCUGAUAGCCGUUACAUUAAAACUGGCUCGGCUGUCA